AUGAGGUGGGAUAUCUUGGCGACGGAGCUCUGGUGGCGGAACAGGAGGUGGAAGCGAUGGCGAAAUAUGAAGUGGAUGACAGAUCAAUUGGGAGAGAGACGAAUACCAAUCCACCAGGGUCGACCACAACCUUUGCUGCUACCGCCUCAAGCUGAUAUCGGUCUUCUCGACCGAACGGCCCGUCAAACACCCACAAAAACAUCAAUCGCUGCCAUACACGAUCUCUUCCACAUCUGCUUCAACUUCGUCGCUGGCUCACACUUUUCCGUCUCGGUCAACCUUGGCGUUCUUCCUAUUUUUUGUUCAAGGCCGGAAAAGGUCAACGGCACCGGUGUUGUGAUUUGCAAAGCUUCUGAGAGGUGGGAUUGCUUCAAUCGAUAUAGAAUAGGUCACAACAGGUGGAGAACAAAUACGGGCUAUAGAGAUCCAAACCUAAAUCGGGGAAGACGCUGCAUCGACAGAGAUGGUGAAACUUUUAUCGGCCAAAUAUUUUCAGCAACAGGUAGAUCAGCAAUGGGUACAGGAAAAUAUGAGUUUCAGUUAAGUUGUUGCCUUCUUCCGGAGGGCAAAUCGUCUCCACCGUUGAUCCCACCUGAAUCGACUGUAACUGUAGCGGUUCCUUUUUGCACUUGGUUGCCCUUCCAUUUCAGUAAAAAAAAUGCGUGGAAUGAAUCUUACAAGUGGAGAAUUCAGUUUCGUAUGAAUUUUUUACGUUGGAGAAAUUGAUAGCUGCAUGGUAUGUCGGUCUUAGUCUUAGAUAAUGAUGUGAUAUAACUUCAUUGUGGAAAGUUGAACUGGAUGGGAAGAUGGAUGGGGCUGUUGAGACCUGCUGUAUAAUCUCUUUCAAUUUAGCAAUGUACAUUUUUUUUAUAGCAUACUACAACACUUUGAUAUCUUUUCUUAUUAACACAUUGUCCUAUGAAAAUUCUAUCCAAUUAUUGGAUUGUAUUUUCAAAAUUUUCUUAUUAUAACAUUUACACUGUUUAUAAAUGGGCA
Molecule: messenger RNA, 996 nt
Organism: Lactuca virosa
Lineage: Eukaryota; Viridiplantae; Streptophyta; Magnoliopsida; Asterales; Asteraceae
Source: the annotation of a GenBank genome assembly